GCUAACUACCAGUGCUGCGAAGCACCAUAGAACAGCCCCUUUUGAAACUUGUUGGCUGACACGCAAGAGCGUGCGUUCCGUCAGUUUUACAACAAUUUCGGCCUAGUUCGCAGCAUGUCGCGCAGGAAGGACAACGAGGAAACGGACAAGCAGACGAGGAUCGCCAUCGUCAGCGAUGACAAGUGCAAGCCGAAGAGAUGUCGCCAGGAGUGCAAGAAGUCCUGCCCGGUGGUGCGCAUGGGCAAGCUGUGCAUUGAGGUGACGCCUACUUCGAAGAUAGCCUCUCUGUCCGAGGAACUUUGCAUAGGUUGCGGUAUCUGUGUCAAGAAAUGUCCCUUCGAGGCAAUCACAAUUAUCAAUUUGCCCAGCAACCUGGAGAAGCAUACAACGCAUCGAUACAGCAAGAACUCCUUCAAGCUGCAUCGUCUGCCCAUUCCGCGACCUGGGGAAGUGUUGGGUCUCGUCGGCCAGAACGGUAUUGGCAAGUCCACGGCCCUGAAAAUCUUGGCUGGCAAGCAGAAACCCAAUCUGGGCAAGUAUGCCAAUCCUCCGGACUGGACGGAGAUCCUCAGCUAUUUCCGCGGCUCCGAACUGCAAAACUACUUCACGAAAAUCUUGGAAGACAACCUGAAGGCUCUUGUGAAGCCCCAGUAUGUCGAUCAGAUUCCGAAAGCUGUUCGUGGAGCCGUUGGCGAUCUGCUCGAUAAGAAGGACGAGAGGGAGCUGCAAACCACCAUCUGCGAUAUGCUGGACCUGUCGCAUAUUCGGGAUCGUGAAAUCGCCCAGCUUUCCGGUGGAGAGCUGCAGCGUUUCGCUAUUGCCAUGGUGUGCAUUCAGAACGCGGAUAUCUUCAUGUUCGACGAGCCGUCCUCGUAUCUGGAUGUGAAGCAACGUCUUAAUGCUGCCUUGACCAUUCGCUCGCUCCUGCAUCCCACGAAGUUCAUCAUUGUGGUGGAGCACGAUCUAUCGGUUCUGGAUUACUUGUCUGACUUCAUCUGCUGUUUGUAUGGCGUUCCUGGCUGCUACGGUGUGGUUACUAUGCCCUUCUCGGUUCGCGAAGGUAUCAACAUCUUCCUCGACGGUUUCGUUCCCACCGAGAACAUGCGUUUCCGCACGGAGUCGCUCACGUUCAAGGUCUCCGAAUCCGCCACGGAGGAGGAAAUCAAGCGUAUGAAUCACUACGUUUAUCCUGCCAUGGUCAAGACUCUUGGAAAGUUCGAGCUCACAGUGGAAAAGGGACAUUUCAGUGAUUCGGAGAUCCUGGUUCUUUUGGGUGAAAACGGAACGGGAAAGACUACGUUCAUUCGAAUGCUGGCUGGAAACUUGCAACCCGAUGGCGAGGUUGACCUACCCAUGCUGAACAUCUCGUACAAGCCGCAAAAAAUUUCCCCGAAGUUCCAGAACCAUGUGCGACAUCUGCUGCACGACAAAAUUCGGGAUGCCUAUGUGCAUCCACAGUUCAUUGCUGAUGUGAUGAAGCCUAUGAAAAUUGAGGAGAUCAUGGACCAGGAGGUGCAGAACUUGUCUGGUGGUGAGUUGCAGCGAGUGGCUUUGGUCCUGUGCUUGGGUAAGCCCGCCGAUGUCUACCUUAUCGAUGAGCCAUCUGCUUACCUGGAUUCAGAGCAGCGUCUUGUGGCUGCCAAGGUUAUCAAACGGUAUAUUCUGCACGCCAAGAAGACUGGCUUUGUGGUAGAGCACGAUUUCAUUAUGGCCACCUACCUCGCCGAUCGUGUCAUCGUCAUCGAGGGUCAGCCUUCCGUGAAGACGACGGCGUACUCACCGCAAUCCCUGCUCAACGGCAUGAAUCGUUUCCUCGAACUGCUCGGCAUCACUUUCCGCCGAGAUCCCAACAACUUCCGGCCGCGCAUCAACAAGAACAACUCUGUAAAGGAUACGGAACAGAAGCGCUCCGGCCAGUUCUUCUUCUUGGAGGAUGAAGCCACAUGAACUAAGACACAGAUUUAUGAUUGACCCCCGCAUUUUGCCUUCCGCUCUCCUAUGUUCAUCUAGCAUUCUUUGGCCAAAACACACACAUAUACAUUGGAUUUCUACUUAGUUUUUUUGUUAUUGUUGUCAAGGAUUGCAUACAUUCAACAAUUGGGAAUGUUUUGUAAUUAAUUAAAGUCAGUUUUAUAUGCGUUUAUAUUGCAAAAUAAAUAGAACCCCCCAAAAGUAACCAGGAUGAUGGUCAUCCUCAAAGGAGUCUAGAUAAAAUAAACCAAUUUUCUUUAUACAAAACAGCAA
This is a messenger RNA of Drosophila bipectinata, 2244 nucleotides long. It is a transcript of the gene pix, whose product is annotated as ATP-binding cassette sub-family E member 1 pix. Gene Ontology annotation, biological process: translational initiation; translational termination; ribosomal subunit export from nucleus. Lineage: Eukaryota; Metazoa; Arthropoda; Insecta; Diptera; Drosophilidae. The record is from RefSeq and is a predicted model, not a curated record. Gene Ontology annotation, molecular function: ATP binding; ribosomal small subunit binding; ATP hydrolysis activity.